AUGAAUGACAAGAGGAACAUUCCAAUGGGAGAAGACAGACAAAAUGACCAGCCAACCGAAGGGCAGGUGGCAGGAUCAGACAUGAUUUAUACCAUCGAAGAUGUGCCUCCUUGGUACCUAUGUAUCCUGCUGGGACUACAGCAUUACCUGACGUGUUUCAGCGGCACUGUGGCCGUACCUUUUCUUCUGGCCGAGGCCAUGUGCGUUGGCCGAGACCAAACCACAGUCAGCCAGCUCAUAGGGACCAUCUUCACCACCGUGGGUCUGACCACUCUCAUCCAGACCACCGUGGGAGUCAGGCUUCCUCUCUUUCAGGCAAGCGCAUUUGCUUUUUUGAUUCCUGCUCAGGCGAUUCUCAGUCUGGAUCGAUGGAAAUGUCCCCCUGAUGCUGAGAUUUAUGGCAACUGGAGUGUUCCGCUGAACACGGCGCACAUCUGGCAGCCUCGCAUGAGGGAGAUACAGGGAGCUAUCCUGGUGUCCAGCGUGGUGGAGGUCGUCAUCGGUGUGUGUGGAUUACCGGGCCUGCUGCUGGAGUACAUCGGUCCGCUGACCAUCACCCCGACCGUCUCGCUGAUCGGACUGUCUGUGUUCACCACUGCUGGAGAGAGAGCCGGGUCCCACUGGGGUCUGUCAGCACUGUGUAUUCUGCUGAUUGUGUUGUUUGCUCAGUAUUUGAGGACAACAUCCCUUCGAAUUCCGUUCUACAGCAGGGGAAAAGGCCUGACGUUCACCAGGGUCCAAGUCUUCAAGAUGUUUCCAAUCAUCCUCGCCAUCAUGCUGGUCUGGCUGGUUUCUUACAUCCUCACUCUGACUGACAUGCUGCCCAGUGACCCCCACCGAUAUGGACACAAAGGGCGCACGGACGCCCGCGGAGAUAUCAUCACCUCAGCGCCCUGGUUCAGGGUUCCCUACCCCUGUCAGUGGGGGUUGCCGGUGGUGACGGUUGCCGGGGUGAUGGGGAUGCUGAGCGCCACGCUCGCUGGCAUCGUGGAGUCGAUUGGAGAUUAUUAUGCCUGUGCUCGUCUCUCUGGAGCCUCGCCACCACCAGUCCACGCCAUCAACAGGGGGAUAUUCACAGAGGGUGUCUGCUGCAUCAUAGCCGGUCUUUUAGGGACAGGGAAUGGCUCCACUUCCUCCAGUCCAAAUAUUGGAGUCCUGGGCAUUACCAAGGUGGGCAGCAGGCGGGUGGUGCAGUACGGAGCCGCCAUCAUGUUCCUAUUAGGAUCCAUCGGGAAGUUCACAGCUCUGUUUGCAUCAAUCCCAGACCCCAUCCUGGGAGGGAUGUUCUGCACUCUGUUUGGUAUGAUCACUGCUGUGGGUCUGUCCAACCUGCAGUUGGUUGAUUUGAACUCUUCCAGAAAUCUUUUCGUUCUUGGCUUCUCGAUGUUCUUUGGUCUGACAUUGCCGACGUUCCUGGACACACACCCUGGCUCCAUAAAGACAGGAGUGGCAGAGUUGGAUCAGAUCCUGACGGUUCUUCUGUCCACUGAAAUGUUUGUUGGAGGUUUUCUGGCUUUUUGCCUCGAUAACACCAUACCAGGCACAAGACGGGAGCGAGGCCUGAUUGAUUGGAGCUCUGCAUCCUCUGCUUCCUCAUCCUCCUCCUCCUCUCCUUCCUCCUAUGACUUUCCUAUUGGCAUGGGUGUGAUCCGAAGGACCUCCUGGCUUAAAUGGUUUCCCAUCAGCCCCACCUUUACAGGUUUCCGUAGAUCGGACGACUCGCUCCCUUCAGAAGGGGAGGUGUGUGAGGAGGGAACUUAUGAAAUAGAAGAGAACCUUCCCAGCACCAAGGUGUGA
This is a messenger RNA of Salarias fasciatus (jewelled blenny), 1797 nucleotides long. RefSeq names its product solute carrier family 23 member 1 (gene slc23a1). Gene Ontology annotation, biological process: transmembrane transport. The coding region runs from base 1 to 1797 and encodes 598 amino acids. Gene Ontology annotation, cellular component: membrane. The record is from RefSeq and is a predicted model, not a curated record. The transcript has 12 exons. Gene Ontology annotation, molecular function: transmembrane transporter activity. Lineage: Eukaryota; Metazoa; Chordata; Actinopteri; Blenniiformes; Blenniidae.